CUACAACGCGACCGGCAACUGCGCGGCGUUGCCAAACCGCUGUGUCGAGCAGCGCUUUACGUCGCACUCGCUCGGCACAAGCCGCCAUUUUGGCCACGCAUCUAUUUCCACAACCAGUCGGCCACCAGUCGCGAUAUUGGACGCGUUAAAACGUUUUAUAAUUUGCGAAUCAAAUAAUAUUUUUUUACUAUAAAUAUGGAUAAUUUCGAUACGGAAAGAUUUAUAGAAGAAAUAGAAAACAGACCACCUCUAUGGGAUAAUACUUUAGAAGAAUAUUCUAAGCGAGAACUGAAAAAGCAAUGUUGGGAUGACAUUGUUGAUAUAUUCGGCGGCAAGUCCUUGACGGCUACGGAGCGGAGAAAUGCCGAAAUAACGCUACAAAAAAAAUGGAAAGGUAUUCGAGGCUGUUUCACACGUGAGCUCAAAAGACAGGAGAAGCUAAAGGCUGGAGAUUUUCCAGGGCCAAGGAAGUCUGAAUACACGCAUUUCCAACAACUACAAUUUCUUCGUAACGUCGUUAUAUCAAGAGACUCCGACGAAGCGCCAGACUAUAUUUACUACGAAGUCCCAGAUUUUACAGACAUUAAGAAAGAAGAUGACGACGAUGACCCUUUGCAAGAGGACAGGUACAGGCGAGCAAAAAAAGCGAAGUACGAAACGGACGACGAUGAAGACAAAUUAUUUCUCUUGUCGAUGCUAAGUACGUUGCAGAGUAUACCUGUGUCUAAGAAGAUAACUACUAAAAUUAAACUGUUGACUGUUCUAGAAGAAGCGACGAGAAACACAGAAGAUUAGGAAUGUUGAGGACACCGCAACGAGUUCCGAUUUCCUAAUCCCGAGUUCCUUCAAGUACAGUGGAUGUUUUGAAUACGGAACUGACAGGGGAACGUUGUCUCACUCGCACAACUGCAUUUAUGUAGCAAAAUAUCUCUUUAGCCGGGACACUAUGAUGCUAUUGAUGACGAGACGGACUAAAGUGGAAUACGUACGAUUAUGAUGUAAAAAAAAACAUUCGUUCAAA
Messenger RNA from Vanessa tameamea, 1021 nucleotides. RefSeq lists its product as uncharacterized. The transcript has 2 exons. Gene Ontology annotation, biological process: regulation of transcription by RNA polymerase II. The record is from RefSeq and is a predicted model, not a curated record. Gene Ontology annotation, molecular function: DNA binding. NCBI's taxonomy places the organism in Eukaryota, Metazoa, Arthropoda, Insecta, Lepidoptera, Nymphalidae. Gene Ontology annotation, cellular component: transcription regulator complex; nucleus. The coding region runs from base 196 to 795 and encodes 199 amino acids.